This is a messenger RNA of Penaeus monodon (black tiger shrimp), 2384 nucleotides long. Its product is annotated as phospholipid scramblase 1-like. Gene Ontology annotation, biological process: plasma membrane phospholipid scrambling. The transcript is spliced from 7 exons. Bases 971 to 1921 code for a protein of 316 amino acids. Lineage: Eukaryota; Metazoa; Arthropoda; Malacostraca; Decapoda; Penaeidae. Gene Ontology annotation, molecular function: phospholipid scramblase activity. The record is from RefSeq and is a predicted model, not a curated record. Gene Ontology annotation, cellular component: plasma membrane.
CCAGUAGUGACGUCACAGUCAUGUGAUCAAUAGGGGAAAUUCUAGCAUCUAUUGCACAAUUGGUCGUGGUCAAAAGGGGGAAAAGUUGAUCUCAAUGCAUCGCUUCGAGUAUCGAAUGAAGUGAGAAGAUUCGAGUAAAUGUCUCGAAUAAACUGGCGACAUUAUGAGCCGGGUGUCACCUCGCCGCGAUAGUCCUGUUGCUCGUGCGUGUGAGGUUGCGGGUACGCGGAGCCCUCGCAUGUCGCCAAUACAUACCUCGCACUUUUAAUCAAUAAUUCGCGGUGACAUUCGUCGUGAUGGCUCGCCUCCAGGUGGGGACACGAGGUAAAGCCCGGUUUUAAGUUCUCCGGGAAAAUCACGGACGCCCCACGAUUUAUCCUGUAUCCAACUGUCAUUAGGCGAUUGUUCCGUGGUGAGAUCUGGCACACUCGCUGUUUUCUUGCACGUUGUAACGUUAGAUUACUCAGCCAAGAGCGCGCGUCGGGUCUAGACCUGGGGCGCCGCGCUGUCCUGGCCGUUACACACAGUCACACACGCACGUCGGAGCUUCCACGCCUGCUCUUAUUACACUGGAUAUUUUACAUGUGAAGCCGUCGGACUCCGGGGAACGAGCCUGAGCAGUUAGCAACCAGAGGAGCGGCUGUGCGCGGCUGGAGGUGACGGAGGAUUUCGGAAAAGCUUGGAUUUCAUUCUCGAAGUGACUUUAAUUUUUCUUUCUUCUCUUUGGGAAACUGACAAGAGCUGUUUUGGAAGAGGAAAAAAAUAACUUCAUUUCGAAAUGGCGGCCGUUCUUACCUGUGAUGGACACUAUGGAAAAUGAACAAAAUUGUACGGAGAAGAACAUGAAGGAACUUAAUAACAUGUCAUGAAUUUGUGCAAUAUUAGCAAAUACUGACACUGGGAGAAGAUUGCACCCGAACACUGCAGAGACACGAUUCCAAUAUUGCUGUGACAACUCUCUACCUGCAGAAUGGACCUGAGAGAUUCGCCCGUCCUCAUGUUUACGGCUUCCACGCCCACGCCCACGCCCACCGACGAGUCCGACGCCCCCGCCUCCCCGCCCGUCCGCCCCGACGUGGCCCGCGAAGCCGCCAGGGCCACGGCGGGCCUCGACCUGCCGUCCCCCGUGGCGCCCAAGAAGCCCCGCUACACGGCCGUGCCCACCCAGUUCCAGCACCAGUUCACGCCCGUCCUCAACCAGUACCGGCAGCAGUUCACGCCCGCGCCGAAGCCGUUCCAGGCGCAGCUCCCCGCCUCUGACUCCAGCUACAUGUGGCCGCCCGGGGUGCAUGCCCUGGCCGGCCUCGACGAGCUGCUCAUCUGCCCGAGUAAAGAUUCAGUGUUCAAAAUCAAAAACGCUGAGAAGGAGGUCCUGUUCACGGCGGAGACCGAGGAUGAGGUCGAGUGCUGCUGGUGGACGGGUUCGAAGGAGACAACCAGCAUGUUCAUCGUGAAGAACACAGAUCAUCAGGAGGUGUUCUACGUGAGGAGAACUUUCGAGCCCAACGGCUGCUUCCUCACCAACAGUAGCACAAGCAUCGACGUGACCUUCCCGUCCGAGGUGCCGGUGGGUCACGUGAUCACAGAGGGCCGGAAGUACGUGCUGACCAACCCUUCUGCCGACGUACUGCUGCGCGUGUGGAGGGACGGUGUCAUGUGCGGGCCCAGGCCAUACAAGAUUUACACCGACGACGGCGAGGAGGUCGGCUCCAUCGAAUGCCACAACUCGGCCAAGAACAGACUGGUGUUCCCAGCCGACCAACAAAUCAGGAACAAGGUGCUACUCCUGGGAACCGCACUCGACAUAAUCACUCGAUACAGGUGUCGGCGGCCGGAAACGCAAGCCUCCGCCGCCGUCAAGCUGUUCCCUCUGGAGAAGUUUACGCCAAAAGAGAUCCGGGAACGCGUCUUGAAAGUGUAGUGUCGCAGUCACUCUAUCUCCUUGUGUCUACGUCACCUUUCUUGAGGCACAGUACCUUUAAACGAGGUCGAAGCUGUGUUUCCUUUUUUUUUUCAAUACUGUGCAACUUCGUGUAUCGACACAAGAUCGUGUGACCGGAGCGCCUCGUGUGGUGUUAAAUGUGAACCCAAAACAGACGCUCCAAGGACAAAUCUCAAGUGGUAUAGGAGGCAGGCGGGAGAGACAGCGGAUCGAGACGAUUAAAAGCUCGAAUUGGAUCGAGGAAUCAAGACAGACACGAGGCAAGGAGACUGGACGCUUAUACUCAUUAUGCCACUAAGAACAUUGCAUAUCAAGUCGUGGAUACAGUUUCCGUUGCUAAGCUUAUCGUUGAUCUCGUUUCUGGCAAGAGCUUCAAGGUUAUGUUCACUUAUGCGUUCCAGUGAUUUAUUUGAUCCGAAUAUAAUGAACUAAUCAUAUAUAU